Molecule: messenger RNA, 5318 nt
Organism: Cannabis sativa
Lineage: Eukaryota; Viridiplantae; Streptophyta; Magnoliopsida; Rosales; Cannabaceae
Product: mechanosensitive ion channel protein 8
Exons: 5
Coding region: 2903-5086 (727 amino acids)
Biological process (GO): transmembrane transport; monoatomic anion transport
Cellular component (GO): plasma membrane
Molecular function (GO): mechanosensitive monoatomic ion channel activity
Source: RefSeq, a predicted model, not a curated record
UUGAUGCAUAUUAUCAUUGUAGGGAGACUCAAGUUCAAUCAAAUAUAUUGAUUAGUGUUUUGAGACAAAGAGGUCUCACAAAUUUAAGGCCGUUUGGGAGGGCUUUUCAACAAGCUAGAAGCGCUUCUUUAAAAAGCUUUUUUGCUUUGGCUGAUUUUCAGCUACAAUUACACCAAACUGGUGAAAUAUUUUCAUCCCCAACUCCUCAGCCAGAUCAUAGAACAUGGUUGUGUGAUGUGUAUCAUCAUUGUAUGGGGAUGAAAGCUCAUUAAUAUCUUUAUUAUACAUCUUCAAAAUAGUUGAAAUUAAAACUCCCAACAAAAACAAAGAUCACAAUUCAAUAUUCUCUCACCCUUAAUCGCACCUCGGAUCUACUAGUGUGCUCUCCUGCAGUUGGUGCAUUCCCAUGUGGUGUACUGCUCCCACCCUGUUAUUGCCCUUGGUCUUGUGGCUUUACUGCAAUCAUUGUUACUAUGACGUUGGUUCUUGUAGUUCCUCCGACCUCUUUCUUGAACUCCAUGGAAAACUAUCUGCUGUUCUCCUGUGGUUGCGAUUCCUUUGUGGCAUAUGGACCAGAAUUCUCUCGUUGCGGAGAGUGGGUAUUCCGUUAUCAUUCCACGCAGGUGGUUGAGGUGGCAGUUGGUUGUUUGCCACCAUCUCCAUGAUAGCCUGCAUCAAUUCCAGUUAUCCCGGUGUUCUCAGAAUCAUAGUUUCGUUUUUUGUUUCAUGUUCAUCAUGAUUCCCUCCAUAAAAAAAAAACAAUCACGAAAUAAUGUUAAAAGAACCCUUCUUCUGUCACCAAAUAUUGUUGGAGAAAUUUAAACAAGACAGAAUUCCACGAGUAUUAAAGGAAAUCAAGAACACUCAAAUUAAAUAGAAUGUGAGUAUUCAUUGAAAUCACAAUAAUAAAUUAAUAAUAAAGAGAUUGGGCCAGGUCUCAAGCCAGUGUCUGUCAUAUAAGUUUGGUCAUUAAUUGAUUAGCUACAUAUUAAUCACUGGUAAAUACAUUAAAGGCUUUUAUUGCUAUUAUAACAUAAAACUCCUAUGAAUAGGUUCAGAACACUUGCAUUAACCCUCUUAAACUACAUGUUGAGCGUUUAUGUGUUGAUUGAUCUAACCUGGCAGAAUAUGAAAGAUCAUCGCACAAAUGGCUAGGUGCAAACCUUAAUUGUAGUUGUCACACAUUAUGGGGGUGUUUGCCCAUGUCGUAGAUUAUGAAGACCAGUCUUUAUACGAAUGGGGCCGGGGCAGAGCCGCUUCAGAAAUAAAAUGAGACAAAGGAUUAUAAUAAUGGGCGGACCUAAAACUAAAGUUAAGGGAGACAUACUUUUCUUUUGUAAGGAGGGGCAAAAAGUAGACUAAAUAUUAAAAGUAAAGAUGAUUUUACUAGGAUUUGAACCUUGACUUCUAUAAGAUGUGUGAAAUAGCCUAAUCAACGGUAAAGUUACUAUGUUUAGAUUUAUCACAUUUAAUUACAAAUAUAUAUUGUAAUUAACCAAAAUAUAUAUACAUUUUUCUCGCUUAUAUGUGAAUUUGCCCAUGAUUAUAAUGGUUUAGUCAAAAUUAGUCUGCUUAGUUUACUUUUGGCAAUAGUUUGUGCUUAAUCUUAUUCAAUCUAAAUCACUUCUUUAUAGAGAAAGCAAGUCUCCGUUUAGAUUACAUAACCAGUUAUAUAUGACCGUUAUUACAUUAAUUAUAUAAAUUAAUAAGAAAAACAUAAUAAAUGAAAGAACAGUUACGAACGUUCUUGAUUAAUUUACUUGAAUGCAUACGACUUAAUAAGUCACACAUUCACUAUCUAUAUUCUAAACACGCGAGCUCGUGAACUCUUUCGUAUUUUACUUGUGCAUAUAUGGGCAUUCAUGCGUCAACAAGGUAGAACUUUCAAGAUUCUUAUGAAUUAUCGAACAUAUUAGUCUUUCGGAUCAGAUGUGUGUAAAAAUGCAGUCUUAAUUAAAUUGCUACUAGCCUUCUACUUUUAUGAGUGGCACGGUUAUUAAUUAAAAUUGUCGAGGCGGGGUGCCGAAUAAAACCUGGUUCGUACGGAUCAGAGGUUGACCUGUUGGAUUAGGGGCGACCUGACCCGCGAAAAAAGCCCAAUUAGCCAUUCCUAUCUGUUAAUGGGUUCACGUGCUUUUAUAUUGCAAGACUGGUACUAUAGGAUAAAUUUUAUUAACAGAUUUUAUUUGCUUUUAAAUCGUAUUCGGAUUGCCGAUUUUUAGUACUUACCAAUCUGCAAAAGAUAUUCUCGAUAGAAGACUAGACUGAGAUAAAGCUCAAAAAGUGUUACAUAACAUAAUAUGCUAUGGUUCUAAGGAAUGCAAUUGUUUAUCUGGUCGAGAAGAUGCUUAGUAAUUACUCCUAUCUCAUAACUUGAUUUUUAAAGUUUUAUUUAUCUUGGAUUAUACACUAUUCUAUCUAUUGAAAAAAAAAAUAGUCUAAUUUUUUUUAAGCAUUUAGAAAGAAUUUUUUAUUCUUUAUUAAAACCACUUAAUUUUUUUUAUUAAAUAAUAAAAAAAAAAUUGGGAGUGCUCAUAGUUUUAGUAAAAAUUAGUGUUAUAAAUAUGGUUCAGGUUUUUUUACAUGACACAAAAUAAGCACGGGCACGACUAGUCACGAAAGAAUACGGGCUAAUUUGGUUGGUAGAGAAAUAAUGAGAGAGAGGUUACAUUCUCUAAUAAUGUAGAAGCAUAUUAUUCCUUUUUAUGACAUGCACUAACAAAAGCUAAAAGAUUUGCUCAAAGUAAGAACCACGUAACUUGUGAAGGAAUUUUCACAAAUGGUCGAAUCUUCUAACAACGAAAAACACGCUUACACUUACACCCCCACCCACUUAACAAGAAUAAUUAAGAAGAAAAGUUCACUCUGUCUUGCUAUACUCACAUAGCUCAAUCAGAAGAAAAUGGCUGAAACAGAUAGAGAAUUUGCUGUCAACAUUGCAACCAUAGCAAGUGGCAGCAAAGAAGCAGAGAAAAAUAAUAAUGGAGGAGAGGAAAGUUCCAGCAAACCAGUAUACCAGGGCUCACAAACAAAGAACCAAGGUGCUCACGAAAGCUCAUGGAAGCCACCCUUAAGCAGGACCAAGUCCAGGCUUGCUGACCCACCUGAGGAACCGUAUCAGAAAUGGGAGAAAGUGAUCAUCAGUUCUAGACGAUUAGUGAGAAAAGAUGGUGAUCAGUCUUUUGAUGAUGAUGAGGAUGAUGAUAACAUUUCAGAAGAAGAUAAGAAAUCCAAUAAUAAGUUCAUUAUAGUUACACUUGUUCAGUGGGUAAGCCUUGUUUUGAUCUUAGCAUCCUUGGGUUGUAGUCUUUGUAUUCCAGUUCUUGAAAAACAAAAGCUUUGGGACCUUCCAUUAUGGAAAUGGGAAAUUCUUGUUUUGGCAUUAAACUGUGGGAGGUUAGUCUCUGGUUGGGUGAUUCGGUUGCUUGUUAUCUUUAUAGAGAGAAAAUUUCUUUGGAGGAAAAGGGUUUUGUAUUUCGUUUAUGGAUUGAGAAGGGCAGUCCAGAAUUGUCUCUGGUUAGGCUUAGUCUUACUUGUUUGGAACUCUGUUUUUAAUAAGAAGGUAGAGGAGAAGAGCAAGUCCAAGAGUAAGAUCUUACUUUAUGUAACCAAAAUUCUGGUUUGUUUUUUAGUGGGAAAUCUUAUAUGGCUUCUGAAAACACUUAUGGUUAAGGUUCUAGCAUUGUCUUUUCAUGUCAACAACUACUUUGAUCGAAUUCAAGAAGCUCUGUUUAACCAAUAUGUGGUUGAAACACUCUCUGGUCCCCCAAAGUAUCACAUGAAAGAAGAUCAUUUAAGGGCUGUUGCUGUGGUUAGGGAGUUUCAGAAGGCUAAGGCAUCAAACACCAUGGCUAUGCCAAGUGAUGAUGACCUCACAACAAGUCUGCUUAUUCCUUCAAAUGAUAAUGAUCAUAGAUUUUCUAGGCAAGUGCCUCCUCACAAACAUGGUGGUGCCAAAUUCUCAACUGAACACUUGCAUAAGCUAAAUCAGAAGAAUAUAUCAGCUUGGAAUAUGAGGAAAAUGAUAGAUACUGUAAGGAAUGGUUCCUUGGCCACUCUGGAUGAAAAAAUACAGAACUCUAAUACGGAUGAUGAGUCUUCCCUACAGAUUAAAACUGAAUGUCAAGCAAAAGAGGCAGCCAAGGAGAUAUUUGCCAAUGUAGCCAAGUUCGGGUCCAAAUAUAUUUACUUAGAAGAUUUGAUGAAGUUUAUGAAUAAAGAGGAAGCUAUUAGAACAAUGCAUGUAUUUGGAGCCACAUCUGAAUUAAACGAGGGAAUCACCAAGAUGGUUCUCAAAGAAUGGGUGGUGAAUGCAUUAAGGGAAAGAAGAGCACUUGCAUUGUCUCUUAACGAUACAAAAACAGCAGUGGAUGAGCUUCACAAUAUGGUGACAGUGCUUGUAGGAUUCAUAAUUGUGAUAAUCUCACUUCUUAUACUUGGAGUUCCCAUCAUGCAUUUUCUCGUCUUCAUAAGCUCACAGCUUCUUCUAGCUGUUUUUAUCUUUGGCAAUACAUGCAGAACAGUAUUUGAAGCUAUCAUUUUCUUAUUUAUAGUCCACCCCUUUGAUGUAGGUGAUCGUUGUGAAGUGGACGAAGUUCAGAUGGUGGUUGAGGAAAUGAAUAUAUUAACUACGGUUUUUAUGAGGUAUGACAACCAAAAGAUCAUAUAUCCCAACAGUGCUCUAUCAACCAAGCCCAUUGUUAACUUUUAUCGAAGUCCAGACAUGGGAGAUUCUGUUGAUUUUUGCGUCCAUAUCUCAACUCCCAUGGACAAAAUAGUCACUAUCAAGGAGAAGAUAAAAAGGUAUAUUGAAAGCCGAAGUGACCAUUGGCAACCAAGUCCAAUAAGGUUUAUGAUGAUGGAUGUGGUUGAUUCGAACAAUCUCAAGUUAUCAAUGUGUGUUACACACCGAAUGAACCACCAAGACAUUAAGGAGAGAUGGAGUAGAAGGGCCCUUUUGGUUGAGGAAAUGGUUAAGAUUUUUAAGCAACUCCAAAUUGAGUACAGGAUGCUUCCUCUUGAUGUCAUUAUCCCAACCAACUCAAACUUCAAAGGGCCAACAAGUUUUGUAGAUCAUUUCCAAUGAGUGCACAACUAAAUAAAUAACACAUUUAGCUACUUUCAUCAAAUAAGCUAAAUGUUCUUCCACUUUGUAUAAAUAAGCCUUCUUAUAUAGGCAAUGGGCAAAUUAUGUGAUUUACUGUAUGUUAAUUUUCUUCUUCGUAUUAUUAUUUAAUUAUCAUCAUCAUCAUUGUAUUCUUUCAGAUUUGAAUGCAAUGGUAUGUAAUAAGUUCUUGCUAUAUAGGUGAAUGGUAAAU